AUGGAGUUUCCUUAUCGCCCAAAGAAAUACGCCCUGAACGCACCCCCGCCAAUCCCGCCUCGACCAUCUCAUUCGGAAGACAAUCGUCCCCCACCAUUGCCUCCUCGGAUACCGCGAGAUGAUUCGCAAAACACCGUCCCGCGUUUAGAGGCACUGUAUCCCCCGCCACCUCCAUAUGAGAGACAAGCCACCCCAGAACAGGUGGUCCCUUAUCCCGCGUCCUAUCAUGCGGAACACCGACCGCAGCCUUUGCCUCAGGCACAAGGUCCUGCCGCGGGAGAGUCAAUAUCCCUCUACAGUACUCCACAGACUGGCUCCACACCUUCAAUGUCUCGUCCUUGGUUUCCGCCACCCUCGUCCCAGGCGCCUUCCUCCAGAAACAACUACCACGCUCCGGGGCCAUCGCAAGCUGAGGGAUGGCCACGGACUCCCCAGUCCAUCGGACGCAAUAUCCCACCUGCACCACCAGCCGCCUAUAAUUUCCGGCCGCAGGGAUCAGAUGGUGCACCCGCGCCACCGCCACUAUCGUCGCGCCGCCCUUCCCAGCAACAAAGCUCUCCAGCAAUACAACGCCAUCAAGAUGACGCAUCGUCGACUCCAGUUGAUUCCAACACCGUGCGCAGCUCCUGCCAUGAUCAUGACCGCAGGGACCAGGCAGGCUCUGAUGCCACUGUGUCGCGACCAAGCAUGCAGUACAAUCAGCCCGCAAAAUUCGCCUUGAAGAAGUGUCCGUCAACAAAUUAUACCUUGAUGUGCUCCGGUACAUGGUAUAUCUUGACUGAAACCCCAGAGUUCCGCAUUUGCACGUAUUGUUAUGAGAAGAAUAUUCAGGGUUCGCCGUUGCAAACAAGCUUCCACCCUUGGGUCUCGCCCGCCGGUGCUGGCAUACAUUGCCUUUUCAGCUCACCUCGGAUUCAAAAUUAUUUGUGGCCCCGAGCCUUGCAAUCAGGCAAUGUUCAGGAGCUGUUGUGGUUCUUUCGUCAUCGCACCACAAUCAGGGACUGUGAUGGGACAAAAGGCGUUGGAGGGUCGGAGAACGUGAAGUGGUACAGCCCUAAAGACACCAGCAGACUUCCAUCUUUCAUUGUAUGUGAGGCUUGUUAUGAGGAUGUAGUUGCGGGCACACCUUUGCAGGGUCAGUUCGAGGAGCACCGAGAAAAACAGCCACAUGAACAGAUAUGGGCGUGUGACAUCGCUAUUAAUUUUAUUCGAAGAUUACUCACCAACACACAAUCAUGGCCGCAGUUUUCUGUAGAAGCCGCACGUCACCUGAGCCUUCCGGAAUGCGAUAAAAACGGGAGCGUAAUGACUGGCUCCUCACGGCAGUGGUAUGAGCUUCGGGAUCGAGCCCUGGGAAUAGCUGUCUGCGAGCGCUGCUACCGCGACUUUGCGAGUGGGACCCAUUUUGAAUCCCACUUCCAACCUAUGAAGCAGCUGCCAAGACAACAGCAAUGCAUCCUUGGGUUCUGGCAAGCCCAGGUCGUUUGGGAUGAGGCGAUUGAGCGGAAGGACUUUUCGCUAUGGCGGCGCACAAUCAUAGAAUAUGUCCAAACUCCUGCUUGCAGCUCGCAGGCACAACCCGGUGCGCAGACGUAUCAACUUAAUCAAGGCAUCGACAACUUCGAUGUCUGCCAGAGCUGCUACAGAUGGUAUGGCACGGAUGACUGUCGGAUCUGUCUCGCAUGCUACGAGGAGGUCGUGCGUGGCAGCGAACUCGCCCAAGAGCUCCCUCUGACACCCAAAAUAAUCCCAGGUGAGAGUCACUGUGACUUAUACUCGCCACGAAUGCGCCGCAAGUGGGCCGAGGCAUGUGGCAAGCGGGAUUUGGCCUCGUUUAUGGCAUUUGCCGCGUAUCGCCGGACCAUCUAUGAGCAAACAGUGCCAGAGAUGCGGAAUAUUGUCUCGAUGGCGCGAUACAACCUCGACAUGCAGAAGAUGUACAACGUGUCUUCGUCCUUCUAUUAUAACAUGGACGGGAUCACAGCUUCCAUGUAUAAUCCCUACAUUAGCUAUGGGGCUGCCGGGAUCCCGCACAGAUUUGAAACACCUUGGGGCGUCGAGGGAGCCCAACUGGGGCAGAAGGCUCAAGGAUAUACGCAGGGAAUAACUGCCGACACGGCAAGAGUCGCACAAUUAGAGGCGGCCUGGAAACUGGUUGAGUAA
Molecule: messenger RNA, 2163 nt
Organism: Aspergillus pseudonomiae
Lineage: Eukaryota; Fungi; Ascomycota; Eurotiomycetes; Eurotiales; Aspergillaceae
Exons: 2
Coding region: 1-2163 (720 amino acids)
Source: RefSeq, a predicted model, not a curated record